Calliphora vicina (urban bluebottle blowfly) is the source of this 2016-nucleotide messenger RNA. RefSeq names its product insulin-like growth factor-binding protein complex acid labile subunit. Gene Ontology annotation, cellular component: plasma membrane. Lineage: Eukaryota; Metazoa; Arthropoda; Insecta; Diptera; Calliphoridae. Gene Ontology annotation, molecular function: protein binding. The record is from RefSeq and is a predicted model, not a curated record. The transcript has 4 exons. Bases 140 to 1924 code for a protein of 594 amino acids.
AACAGCAUAUUUUUCCGUUAGAACGUAAAACUGAAUUAAUAAUAUGUUGAAUGAAUAAAACAGAAUAAAAAAUUAAAACAUAAGAAGAACACAAAAAAUAAUACAGGCAACAACCAACAUUCAAAUCAACUCCUGUAAAAUGUCCCUUAAAUAUUAUUAUUAUUUAAUUUCACUGAUUUGUGUGCUACAUUACACUGCUCCUGCAGCCUGCAAUGUACUGCGUGCUAGCUCUGGCCUAACGCUGUCACUGAACAAUUGCAACAAAGAUAAGUUGUUUCAAUUUCCGGAUUUCAAUGCCAUCACAGACUUAAACGUACAACACUGCUACAUACCCACCUUGGAGAAUGCAUUUUUCAUACGUUUCACUGCACUCACCAAUUUGGAAAUCACCGACAGUCAGCUGUCCUUUUUGGAAGAUUAUGCUUUUCAUGGCUUAAAGCAUUUGCGUUCAUUAUCAUUGGCUCAUAAUAACUUAACCCACGUUAAAUCAUGGUCCAACGAACAAAUGUCCUCCUUAAUCAGUCUGGAUUUAAAACGCAAUGCCAUACGUGAACUAACACUCAAGAGUUUUUCCCGCUAUCCCAAUUUGCAGCGUUUAAAUUUGUUGGGUAAUCUAUUGGAAGACAUCGAUGAUGGCAUUUUCCGCUGGAUGCCUCAUUUGAAAUAUUUAAAUUUGGGCAGAAAUCGUUUAAUCGCCUUGGAGAAUCGCAAUUUUCAUGGUAUGCAUCGUCUAUCAUAUUUGGCUUUGCAUUUCAAUGCCAUCGAAGAUAUUGAGGCCGAAGCAUUUGGCACGAAUUCACAUUUGCGUACCUUACGUUUGGAGGGCAAUAAAUUAACGGAUUUGGAUUUUUUGAAAGUGAAAAGUUUAACGCGUUUACAACAUUUGAAUUUGUCAUUUAAUGAGCUGGAAACUUUGGAUGGCAUGACCUUUUCAAAGGAUUUUGAAAUUGUUGAUUUGGAUUUGUCGUACAAUCGUUUGAUGGAGAUAAAGGAGGAUGUGUUUUUGGGAUUAGAAGCGUUGGUGAACCUUAACAUCAGCCACAACAUCCUUAGUCAUAUUGCUCCCAAAACAUUCGAUGAACUGAUCAGCCUCGAAUUUCUAGAACUAAAUCACAAUGAAUUACAACAUUUACAUGCUGACAUUUUCAAUGUUACCAGCCAACUGCAACACAUCAAUUUGUCACACAACAAACUCACCACUAUCCACCCAACACUGUUAUCAUCGCUGGUGUAUUUGAAAUCGUUGGAUUUGUCCCAGAAUCAAUUAUCUAACGAUGAGUUUAUCGAAAAUCUAGCCUUAGAGGUGCAAUGUCACGAGCUGCGUUUAAAUCUCAGUGAUAAUCACUAUCGCAUUGUCAACAUCUCAUCACUGUUGACAUUCGAACAAGUGGAGUUGGCUGGCAAUUGGUGGAGUUGUAAAUGGUUGAUAAAGGAGAUGUUGAAAAUACCUAAAACUAUUAAUUUUGGCCGCACCUAUGCUGUGCACACCGACUGGAGUUUAGCGAUGCUGGAGACAAAGGGCAUAAAUUGUUAUGAUGAGGACUCCAGGAGGAAUAUAAUUAUAUUGGAUACGAGCAAGGUGUGGGAACAGAAGUUUGAAGAGAUGAAAUGUGCACCUCCUUCUAAUCUUGAGGUACAACCUUCACCUCCGCCCAUUAACUGGCCUCGAAUCAAAUUAGACCGUUUCGACUCCCGUUCUGUGGUCAUUUGGAUGUUGAUAGCUAUAGCUAUAGCUUUUUCUGCAUUGAGAAUUGGCCGUAAAUUGGUAGAUCAAAAGGAUAGACAAAGAAAAUUAAGGGAAUUGCGGGAAAAACAAAAAGAUAAAUCAGAAAAACAGAAACUAACAAAAUGUUUUGAGGAUGCUGACACCGAUAGUCCUCAGAGUUCUGACGAAAAAAUUAAUAGUGUAAAAACUAAAAAAUAAAUUUAAAUUUAACGAACUAAUAUUUAUUGCAAAGAAAACUUUUAAGAUAAAAUUAAUCUUUAAUAAAUAAAAUUUAAUAAAAAAACACUAAA